Calliphora vicina (urban bluebottle blowfly) is the source of this 6560-nucleotide messenger RNA. RefSeq names its product ftz transcription factor 1 (gene ftz-f1). Gene Ontology annotation, molecular function: nuclear receptor activity; RNA polymerase II cis-regulatory region sequence-specific DNA binding; zinc ion binding. Gene Ontology annotation, cellular component: RNA polymerase II transcription regulator complex. Bases 1883 to 5275 code for a protein of 1130 amino acids. The record is from RefSeq and is a predicted model, not a curated record. The transcript has 10 exons. Gene Ontology annotation, biological process: hormone-mediated signaling pathway; regulation of transcription by RNA polymerase II; tissue development. NCBI's taxonomy places the organism in Eukaryota, Metazoa, Arthropoda, Insecta, Diptera, Calliphoridae.
GUAAAUUGUAGGAAUUUUUUUUGCUGUUUUUAGUAACAGUUUAGGCCUUCGCCUUUACCUUCGUCUAAAUGUUGAGUGCUUUUGGCUUUUUUAGUGUUUAGUGUCGUGUUUUGAGGAAAUAAUCAAGAAUAAACGCUAAUUUUUUUAUAGAUCGUUUGCAAAUUAAUGCUAUUUUCAAGAACAAAAAAAGAAAUAUUGUAAUAAAAAUUAAAAAAAUCAAAAGAAAUUGAAAGUUUUAAAUAAAUUUUGGAAAAGCUUUACAUACGGGUUUAAUAAAUUUAACUAAUGCGCUAAUGUUUAGCUAAAAUAAUCGGGUUGUUGUUGUCUUUAGUCGGUCGGUCGGUACUUUAUUUCGCGUGUGUGUGUUUGUUUCUAUUGUCGAAAUUCGUUUUGAGAGCAACAGCAACACACCAAGUGCGUUGUUGGCCUACAGACCUAAUUUCCUUUUAGUAGUGCACAACAGCUAAUCAUCAUCUACUAUAUACCAAAAAAUAAAAAGAACAAAAAAAAACUCAAGAAACCUACAACAAAACAUAAUACCGAGACUCUGGAAUACAAAACGCAAAGAAUAACGACAGAAAAUCAGAUACAUUUUUCUGCAAAUAUAGAAAAGUGUAUAUAAUAAAACAUUAAAUCAAAGAAUAACGCAAAAUUCGCAUGAAAAGCAAAAGUGAAUUUAAAUUUUUAAUAAAAAUAUAGAAAAAUGUCCAUAAAUUGUAAAUAAUUUCAAUCUAAUUAAAGGUCUUUAAUAUAAAAACGCAGACAUUUAAUAGAAUUAAUGAAAAAAAAACGUCAAAAAUAAAUAACAAGAACAAGCAAGCAACGGUAUUUUUUUAAAGCCACAAAAAAAAUCUUACUUAAAUUUAAACAAAUAUAUGAAAAUUAAACAAAAUAUUAAGUUAAUUUAAUUAAAAUUAUAAAUAUCUAUUGUAAGUGAACCCAAAUAAAUAAAAUUUAAACAAAUUCUAAUUAAAUUAAAACAAAAAAAGUUCUAAAUUAAUACCCCUACAAAAAAAAACAAAUUAAAUAAAACCUCUUGAAACCUCAUCAUUAACAUCACUACUACAACAAUUACUUAACUCUCCUCUCCCUCUCUUGGAAAUAAAAGAACCAACACAAAAUAAAAGCUCUUUUAUUUUAUUUCACAUGUUGCCUUCUUUGGGUUUUAAUUAAAAACAAUCUUAACAAAUAAUAAACAUUAAAACCAACUAAAAUCUAAACUAAACUAAAUAAAUAAUAUUUAACUAAAAAUAAAAGUUCUAAAAACCAAAAUAGUGCAAAAAUUUCUAAAAUAAAAAUAUCUUUUUAAAAGAGAGCCAAGCCAGCCAGUCAGCCACACAGUUUAUUAUUGUUAUUAUGAGUGUGUGUAAAUAAGUGUUUUGCCUAAAACCCCUCUUUGCUCCUUCUCUCUCUUUCUCCAUAAACAUAAAAUGUUAUUUAAGUUCUUAGUAUAACAAAAAAAAUAAAGCAAAACAAAACAAAAUAACGCAAAAAAAAUCUCUUUAAAAGUUUAGUGUAUUAUUGUGUCGCCAUCCUCAUCAUCAUCAUCUGUGAAACGUUGUUGUCGUAGUCGUCGGUCGCGUUUUAUUGUUGUUGUUUGAAUAUUUUUAAUUCCUAUUUUGUCGUGUAUACGCCGUGUUUUGUUGUUGUUUUUUUCUUCUUCUACUCGUCUGUUGUUGUUGUGUUCUUUUUUACUUUUUUUUUGCAUUUUGUCAAUUAUCGUUGGUUUAUUAUGGCCCUGGUGGGCAUUACAAGGCCCGCUUUAUUGUGGAUUUUAACUAAGAGUGCGUUGUAAAUGCAGCUGGGAGUAAUUUAUUGCUGAUUAAAAUUAUUAAAAAGGCUCCUGCUCCUACAACAAAUUCCCAGAUUUUUGAUUUGUAACAUGGAAGAUUUUUCUGUACCCCUAUUGGCGGACAGUGCAACCAACUACAACCACAAUAAUAACAACAAUAAUAAUACUAACCUUAAUCACAACAACAGUAAUACCAACAACAAUAUGCAUCACCACAAAGAUCACAUGUUGGCAGCUGGCAGUACACCCAGUACCACUUCCUUUAUGUAUGAAACACCACCGGCCUCGUCAUCCAAAGCUGAAAUGUCAAUGGCUAAAAGUGACUACAGCACUUUUACCUCGUGCAUACAACAAUCGGCUCUGCUCGAUCAUCGUUCCGCCAUAGAUGCUAAUUUAGAUGCUGGCGUAUCGUUGGGUGCUUUAUGUGAUUUGAAAUUUUCCGGGGGUACGCCCUCUAUGAUGGGUGCUAAUUUGGUCAAUGAUGCCAAUACGAAUACUAAUUUUAAAGGCUUGCCACCACUAAUGAGCGGCAUAGAGACUAAUCAGAUAAUGAGCGGACUACAGAAGCUUAAUUCGACAGCGGCUAACCUCAAUGGUCCUUCAUUUUCGAAUAUUUUAUUUGCCAGAGAAGCUACACAAAACCAUGCAGCUAAUAAUAAUGUGGCCACAAAUACAACAAAUACACAUUAUUUGACGCUGAAAGGUAAUGAAGUACAAAGCACUGCCGUAACCACACAACAACAGCAACAACAACAGCAGCAGCAGCAACAACAACAUCACUAUUUACCAAAUUCAACAGUAACUAAUAGACAAAUGUCACCACCAAAUGAAAUUAUAAACCGGGGGGCAGCAAGUGCAGCUAUUGCCACAGCUGAUAGCCAUAAUCUGUUGGAUUAUGGCAUGGCCAGUUCAUCUUCUGUUGCCACUUCUACUUCCCUAACUAGGCAUCAUAGUCUUAAUACUACUAACACACAGAGUUCCACAAAUCAUAAUAGUUUGGAAGCAAGGAUUACAAACAACCUCAAUGAAAAUCAUAUAACCACCACAACAACAUCCAAUGAAACAUCCAACAACAACAACAACACUGCCAACAAUCACCAUACAACACAACAGCAACAACAAACAUCAGCCACCUCAACGACCAGUACAACAAGAUCCACCCUACACAGUAUUGAAGAAUUAGCAGCCAGUUCCUGUACCCCCACUUCAUCCACAACAGCUCCCCUAAAUUCGCUUGUAAAUAAUGGCCAUAAUCAUAUGAAUGCCACAUCCUCUGCUACAUCUACAACAACUGCUACAACAGUACCUUUAAUUGUAAGCAAUAGCAACAACAAUGAAACAACAACUAAAAGCCAGCAGCAACAACAACAUGCUACUUCACAUCUUCAAGAAGCUACCAACUCGGUUAAUAACCAGCAACAGCCAACCCAUAUGCAACAGCCAGCAACAUCACAUUUACAGUUGCAACAACAGCAGCAGUCUCAGUCUCAGUCACAUCAUCAUAACCAGCAGCAGUUUCAGCAUCACCAGCAACAUUUGCUUAACUCCUCCACUUUGAGCAGUGACAGCAACGAUUCCAUUUCCUCUUCGGAUGAAUAUAUUGAUAUGGAAUUGAAUGAAAGAUCGGGUUAUCAGGACACCACCUCCUCCCACUCACAACAGAGCGCCAACGGCGCUAAUGCCGGCGGCAAUGGACCUUCCUCAAAUCAAACCACCUCCAAUCCCUCAGGCGGCGUCUCCCUUAUUAACGGGGUCGUCGCCCUGAAUUCAGCCCAAAAUUCUGCCCUCACUGGUGGCAGCAACAAUGGCGGCUCUUCGGCCUCUUCAGCCUCGGGCACUUAUUUGUCGCUGAUGCCGCCCAAUGUUGGCGCCACCAGCUCAUCGUCCGGCCAUAUGGUCGGUGUUAAUGCUAUGGGCGGUGGUACCAGUGCCUCGGCCAGUGGUUCGACGCCUGAUGUCAUUGAUUUCAAACAUCUGUUCGAGGAGCUGUGUCCUGUGUGUGGUGAUAAGGUCAGUGGCUAUCAUUAUGGCCUGCUGACGUGUGAGUCGUGUAAAGGUUUCUUCAAGCGUACAGUACAAAACAAGAAGGUGUACACGUGUGUGGCGGAACGUUCGUGUCAUAUAGAUAAGACACAGCGUAAGCGUUGUCCAUAUUGUCGUUUCCAGAAGUGCCUGGAAGUGGGCAUGAAAUUAGAAGCUGUGAGAGCCGACAGAAUGCGCGGCGGUAGAAAUAAGUUUGGACCCAUGUACAAAAGAGAUCGAGCGCGAAAAUUGCAAGUGAUGCGACAACGACAAAUUGCAUUGCAGGCCCUGCGAACGUCUAUGGGUACGGGAGAAAUGAAAGCGACACCACUCUCGCCCGGCUACCAGCAGGCCUAUACAAAUAUGAAUAUAAAACAAGAAAUACAAAUACCUCAGGUAUCCUCUCUAACACAAUCACCCGACUCAUCACCCAGCCCCAUUGCUAUUGCCUUAGGUCAGGUUAAUGCCAGCUCUGGUGUGAUAGCGAUACCUAUGAACGGCAGUAGUGGUGCUGGUGGAGGCGGUGGCGGAGGAGGAGGCGGCGGCGGUGGUGGCAAUAGUGGCAACAACAACAACAACAGCAGCAAUACAAGUGAUGGCAUCAACCGCGUUGGUAGUGGCAGUGGUGGUGGCAGUGGUAAUUGCCAUGAAACUGGCACAGGAUCCUUACAAAGUGCCAGCGAUUCAAAACUGUGCUUCGACUCGGGCACACAUCCUUCUAGUACCGCCGAUUCCAUAAUAGAACCCUUAAGGGUCUCACCGAUGAUCAGGGAAUUUGUACAGUCAAUAGAUGACAGGGAAUGGCAAACGCAACUAUUCGCGUUGCUGCAAAAACAAACGUACAAUCAAGUUGAAGUGGAUCUCUUUGAAUUAAUGUGUAAAGUUUUAGAUCAAAAUCUAUUUUCCCAAGUUGAUUGGGCCCGUAAUACUGUGUUCUUUAAAGAUUUGAAGGUCGACGAUCAAAUGAAACUUCUACAACAUUCAUGGUCCGAUAUGUUAGUAUUGGAUCACCUACAUCAGCGCAUACACAAUGGCCUGCCCGACGAAACCCAACUGAACAAUGGUCAAGUCUUUAAUCUCCUCAGUUUAGGCCUUCUGGGCGUACCACAGCUGUCCGACUAUUUUAAUGAGUUGCAAAAUAAAUUGCAGGAUUUGAAAUUCGAUAUGGGCGAUUAUGUGUGUAUGAAAUUUUUAAUUUUAUUAAAUCCAGAUGUACGAGGUAUUAUCAAUAAGAAAACUGUAUUGCAGGGUCAUGAAAAUGUACAAGCAGCGUUAUUAGAUUAUACAUUAACGUGUUAUCCAUCUGUGACGGAUAAAUUUAGGAGGCUGUUAAGUAUACUGCCAGACAUACAUGCGAUGGCAGCGCGUGGUGAAGAGCACUUAUAUUCAAAACACUGUGCCGGCAGUGCACCCACACAAACGUUACUCAUGGAAAUGUUGCACGCAAAACGAAAGGUGUAAUAAAAUGUGUAAUGGAACACAUUUUAAGGCAACAAAAAUAUAAAUGAUUAAACACUAUAAGGGGCGGGUAUUAUAUACAAUAUAAAUAAGUAAUAAAACACACACACACCCACACACACACACACACAAAAAUCAUUUAAAGUUAAAAACAAAUUUAAAGAAUUAAAAACAAAAUGGUUUUAAACUAGAAACAGAUAAAAUAGAUAAAAAAGCAAAGCUUAAAAAACAAAACAAAUAUGAUGAAAGAUAGAAAGAAAUAAAUAAAUAAAUAAAUAAAAACUAUAUUUUUGUGACAAUUAUAAGAUAAAGAAGAAGAAAAAAUAUAUAAAAAAUAAAUAAACAUACUUUCAGGCUUUAAGACACCUUUUUUAAGGCAUACUUUCAGGCAUAAAACAAACAAACAAACAUACAUACAAAAAAAUAAGAAAAUUUAACAACUUUUUAAUUUCCAAUUAAAAUGGUUUUUGUGGUUAUUUAUAAAAAAGAAACAAAAUUAUUAAAAUAAUGAUACAUAUAUACAGCUAUAUAUUUUCAAUUUUGGGGAUUCUCUAUAUAUAUACCUAUAUUAUACAAAAUAAAAACAUAAAAAACUUUGUUGUUAAUUUUAGUAAGUAAAACAUAUUUUGUGAAAAAAAACAAACAAACAGAAAUUUAAACUAAUUGUUAUUUUAUGUAAAUAUAAUUUAAAUGUAAGCUAAACUAAAACAAAAACUACUUUAUGAAAAAAAGUAAAACAAAAAAAAACCAACAAAAUUUAUUUAAAAAAUACCAGAAACAAAUUAAACAUCACUAAUUAAGUAACAUAAACAAACCAACAAACAAUUUAACUAUAAAUAAAAUAAAUAAAACGUUAUAAAUGUAUUUAGAUUUUAAUUAUUAUUAAUUAAUAAAAAAACAAACAAAAAAAAAAUAAAACAAAUUGUUGCUUGAUGUUUAACAAACAAAAAUAAAAUCUAAAUGUUAAAAAUUUAAAACAUAAAAAAAAACUUACAACAGAUACCACUACAACAACAAAAAACCAACAACAAACAAAAAAAAAUCAAACAGCAAUUGUUCGUUCUUGUUUUAUUAUUAAAUUAAUAUUAAAAAAAAACAAAAAAAAAUUAACACUUUUUAGGGAGUACAUUGCAAAAAAUUAAAAUUAAAAAAAAUAUUUAAAAGAAAAGAAAAAAAUGUACCUUAAACUAUAUUUUAAAUAUAUAUAAAAAUAAUAAUUAUUUUUUAAAUAAUUAAAAACUACAACUACAACAAUUCUUUCUGUUAAUUUAUACUUAUAAGAGGUUUA